UAUACAUUUCAAUAUGGAGGACUUUAGCGUAAUUACUCUCAAAGACCCAGAAUUAAGGAAAAUUUGGUGAACCGAUAGCGGGAAAACGAAUUGUUUGUGCAAACAUAGCAGCAGUGAUGUCUAGUAAAGAUGGAAACGCUGAUAAAGAGGUACCAAGUAGCUCAAGAAAAACUCCACUCUUGGGAGCAAGAGGUUUGUAUAUAAAAUCAGGUCGUAAAGUUGCUUCACUUUGCAAAUUGAUGGGUGUAGGAGUGUUUCCCGUUCAUCAAAGACGCUCCAAUUGGGUGUUGUAAAACCACAGCCAAAGUAAUCACAACAAACCUAAGGAAGACAUUACAUGGAGCCUAAAAGAAUGCAAAGAAAAUCAGGGAAACUGCCUGAUGGGUAGUACAAAGCAAAUGGCGAUUUGCUAGUUUUCUGAAUUAAUCACGUAGCAAAUUAAAGCAAAACUAAGCAAUCCUAGAUUACUCUCGCCUCUCCAUUUAAAAUUUCUCCGUAGAGUUUGGUUUGUGGUGAUUUCAUUUUACAUUGCAAAAUGCAUACAUGUACAUGUAUACAAAAAUCAUCAGCUCCCCUUAUGUUACAUUUUUUUCAGCAUUGUUAUCAAGACAACUCAAUAAUACAUCCCCAAGGUAUGGCUAAUUGGAUAUUGCGGGAAAAUGUGAUUUAUCAUGCAAUAAUUAACUCAAUAGGGAUUGUUCACUGCUAUAAAUAAAAACAUGUAUGCAAGAAUACUCAAUCACUUUUUAGUACAACUAUAGUGAUCCAGCUGUUUUGGGGUUAUAAUUAAUAAUACCAGUAAUAUAAUAAUGAUGAUGAUGAUAAUAAUAAUACUAAUAUUUAUAAUACUUUAUUGUUUUACAGCCCUGGUAGACUACCAUCACUCAGACCAGCUAGAGAUUUGACCCUUGGAGCUACACCUAAACUUUCUUUCAGUUCAACGCCAAAGGUGAAUCUUAGUUAUUUUGAAAUAAAUUUUUAAAUGGCAGUCUUGUCUACCAGUAAUUAGGUUGAAAAUGCAAAUUCAAAAUUGCUUGAAGAAUAAACUAAUAAUUAUUAUGUAAGAGAUGUGAAGAUGUGGAGAUUUAUGUUUUCUUGGCUUAUUUUCUCCCAAACAUUUGUUAGUAUAAGUUUCCAAGUACAUAUCCUUGACUCAUAGCAGCAUUAUCCUUUUGUUUUUAUUACUGUGCAUAUUAAAAUUUUGAGUGAGUGUAUCCUAUUCUGCUCUGAGAGUGGGACUAUAUUUUUUCAUAGAAAAAAAAUCUGCAUUUGUUUUGGAAAUCAUAAAAUGACAGGUUGUCAACAUUAGGAGAGUUGUUUUUCAUGUGUAACCGCUGUUAUUGCAAGUGUAUUUCCCUUAAAAAAGGCUGUAAAAUUCAGUGCUAGGGAUAUUUAAAUAAGCAAAUUUAUCUAAAAAUAAUGAAACUUUGUUGUUGUUGUUUAAUGUGGCUUUCAUUUAAAAUUUCAGAGGACAUUCACUCCAAAUAUACCCACCAGGAGGAUUAAACAGGAGUAAGACACUAAAAUCAUAAAUGUUAAGAUGAUUGAUUGGAGUUUAAUUUGGACUGAUCAUAAAUGUAGCCUGUCUUAUGCAAAAUUAAACAGUCUGACUUGUUAACUGAGGAAUGUGAUUACAGAGAAAUACUUUCACUAGCACGUACAAUAAAAUAGUUGUUUUGUUUUCUUUGAAGCCAGGAAGUAUGAGCUAAGCAUACAUGUACAGUAGUUGGCUGAGGGCACAAGGCAAAGAUAUCUCUUUACCAAGCUUGCAGGCCAUGUAAUGAGUUAAUCCAUUGAAUGUCUAGUUUUAUGUUUUCCUAAAUAAUUUAAAUUUAAAUGUUGAUGAAACACAGAGCAAGAGAAUGUGCAAAUGACACACACUGCCUAGUUAAAGCAUGACAUAUAAAGUAUCCAUUAAGAGCUCAAACUGAACAGUUGAUAUUACCAACUCAGACUGAUCAGAUGGUUAUAUGAGCAUCUCUAACUUGCCUUGUCUAGCCAAGCAAACACAACCAAAAAUGUUCAAACCUCAAUGACACUAUUUUUUUCUGGCUGGUUAAUUCACUGUCCUUUCUCUAUUGUUCCCAUUUAGACCAAAAGAGGAAUCUGCCAAAUCACCAGGGGUAAGGUUAAAGAAAGCUGUUGCUAUCGGUAGUUUGGAGCAAGUUCUUAAUUUUUAUUUAGUUUAGUUUUAAUUGCUGUAAACCUCGAAAUAUUGUAAGUUCCGGUUUUUUGUAGCAUGUGAUGAAAAAAAAUGAUUUAAAUUACAAAAUUGUUUGAGGUGCAUAGCUUAAGAUAAACAAGGGAGAUCUUUUAAAUGUUUGCUUUUUUUGUUAGAGGUCAGAAGAGAGAAGACGACAAGAUGGAGGAAGGGGAAGAGGCCGUGGGGAGGGUAGAGGACGAGGCAGAGGGCAUCGAGGCAAACCAAACAUUAUCCAGGCAUCUUCAGUUUUUUCAAUGGGAGUGGGCCCUGUUGAGAAACAGAGAAUUGGUGAGCUGGAAAGCGUACUUGAUUAAGUGAGACCUUUGGGAUGAUUGUUGAGAAACAGAGAAUUGGUGAGUUGGAAAGCUUACUUGAUUAAGUGAGACCUUUGGGAUGAUUAUGUUACAGUAUAUUUUUCUACAUGUACAUGUCAAUGGAAAUCAAUAUUUGUGGCAAAUUGUAAUUUCUACAGUGAUAUUUUGAUUUAUAUUUUGAAUCAAGGGCAAGGAAGUUCUAUUCCAGAUUAUGGAGCAUCUGGAACAAGAGACAGUCAUCCUGGUGUAAAAAUUAAGAAAGAAGGGUACAACAUGUAAGUUGUUUUUCUUCUAGGUAUUAAACCAAAGAAGGGUAUAUUAAACCUUGUGUCUUAUCUGUAGUGGCCAAAGCAAAUUUGUAUUUUUAUUAUGCCAUGUCUCAUUUAUGCAAUAUAUCUGGCCUUGGUUGUUCGGCAUCAUCCGUUAUGCCCUAUACAUUCACAAUUAGGACCCUGGAGCAAGUAACCAGUUCACUACAUCAUUCUCAAAGAAAUGAUUUUAUUAUGUACAUGGUGCUACUACUUAUCCCAAAAGGUGGAAGGUAUAGCUCAAGCCAGAAACUCUGUGCUGGUGGAGCAAAGUCAUUUGUCUAAAGUAGCUCAUUACACGAACAUAUGUCUUACUUAUGUUUGCCAAGGUACCAUCACUUUAAGAGAGUGUCAUGUAAACACAAAAUUAAUGUUGCAGGGGUAAUGAUGAUGAAGAAGAAUCAAGAAGGGUUCUCAAGAUGCUAGAAACAAGUGUAAGACUCAGAAUGAUAUCAUUUCAUGACCACUAUUUACCAACUUGAUCAUGUAGUUUUAAUAUUUGUGUACAAUUUCCUAGUAAUAUUAUAACUGUAACCAUCAGUUGAAAGUGAUUUGACCUAUAAUGAAGCUGACUUGCAAAGCAACAUGCGAUCUCAGUGAUCAUGAUUACUCAAUAUUAUAACAAUAUGGAUGCAUGUAAAUGUUGAUUCAGGGCUAUUAGCCUAACCUUAAUGCAAAGUGUUUUAACAGCACAAUGGAUCCAAAAGGGAUAUUUAGUUUUAAAAGAGCAUCUGAUUGGUUUGGAGGGUGGCACAAAUCUUUAAAUCAAUCAUGAAGGGAAGUGAAGCAAAACAGUCCUAGGUUACCUUCCAAACUCAGUUGGAAAUUGCUCUGACUUCAUCAUGCAGACAGUUCACCAGUGAGCCUGGUCUUGAGGUGUGUGAGCCAGUUUUUCUGACCUGGGUUAAAACACAGUUUUACAGAACAUGGGCACACAUACAUGACGAUUUUUGGUAAAAAUCUGAUUGUGUGAAAUCAUUUGACAUUGUACAAUGUAGUAGAUGUUGAAAGAUACCCAUAGGUCUGAUCAGUUACAUGCAUUCACUCAUGACUAUUUUUUGAUUAAUGGUAAUUAGGGCGAUAUCAAUGAUGAUAUGGACGGUGAAUCUGGCAUCAUGCCCGUACAGUUGCCACUGUCCUUUCAUGCAGUGAGGAUGAAUGAAAAGCAAACUGAGUGUGCCACAAUGCAGGAUGACAUGAAAGGUGCAGUAGAUACAUUUGUUUACUUUCAACUUGGCUCUGCCUGUGGUUAAGUUCACAGCAAUUACUAUUGGGUGACGUGAAGCAUGCUAUGAUUCGGGUUCCUAGAAUAAGGAAGACUAUAUUGAAUGUUCGCUUACCGUGGAGUCUCUGUGGCUCAGUGGUUAGAGCGCGGAAUCCGAAGGUCAGAGGUUCGAUUCCUCAUGGGGACUCAGAAUUUUUUCUUUGUCUGGCACGCUCGUGACAAGACGGAAAAAAAUCUUUCUCUAGUUUUUAUAUGUAUUCACACAAUGCCUGGGAUAUUACUGAUCAUAGCAGUGUGCAGGAUGCUUGUCUCAUAAUGAACCUAUUUCCCAGCCUAUUUUCAGCUUUCAGGUGUUUGCAUUUUGUUUUCUUUAAUGGAAAAAUUCAAAAGAAUUAUGUCGUUGACGUCGGCUGAAGUAUUUUAUUUUCAGUUUCCAUUAACCCACCCAUGUAUUUUCGCGCGACUCUAUUUGUUACUUUAUGUCGCUUGGUAUUAAAUCGCCGGAUAGUUAUCACGUAAUAACCCUCGUUUACGUCGAUAUUUGCCCUGAUAAAUAAACAAAGCCAGCGCGAAAAAAAACGAACUCAGGAGUUCACUUUUUCAUAUUUUUCAAUGCUGCUCCGGAAAGCACAAAAAAGUCAGCAAAUUUACUGUCAACUCUCGAUACGAAAAGUAAUGGUGGAAUUUUACAUUUACCCUGAAAGCUUCGCUUCUCGGCCAAAUAUUCAUUUUUCAGACAAUAUCUCGACCGCGGAAAUUAUCAGCCGACAUACCAGCCGUUUGAAGGGAAUUAUUUACUAAAUAUUGUUUUGCAAAUUAGUGAAAAGUGAGCUCAUGGAUGUGGACAGUGUUGAUUCAGGAAAAGCCCCUCCUUUGGAAACAAUGAAGAAACCAGUGAAACAAGUAGCAGUGAAGAAAGAAACACAGGAUGAAGCGAAUCUUUCCAGUCUCUUGUCAGCAACAUCGAUGGUACGGAUGAAACCGAUAAAAGGAUAAUUUAAGAUUACUUCUCUGACCACAAGCAAGCACUUUACUAAAGUCCCUCUGUUAUUUUAGUAAUUUCGUUUAGUGUAUUUCUACAUGUAAAUGAUAUCUCCAUGCAGUAUUUGUACUUGCAUUUCGCUCUAUUUCUUUUUCACAUUUUACUGUAGGCACACACACACUGUAUAUAUUUUUAUCAGUUGUAUUAUGCAAGACAGUAACCAGGAUGAUCAAAAUGUCUUUUUUUCAGGGAGAGCGUAAGUUACUAUUUUUUCAAUUUCCUGAUGUGAUGCCCAUCAGACCACCCCCCAGUAACCAAGAUGAGCCAAUGACUACGGAGGGAACAUCCAGUGAACAAGCAGCUACAUCAGAAAAGGUUGGAUUUUACUUUGAAUGUGGUGUGGCCGAUCAUACUAAGUGAUCCUUAGAUUCAGGGACGAGUUUUACCGCAAGAUUUUUCCAAUUGUAAAGUUGAUCCUUGUGAAACAGUAUCGGCUUGGCAUACGAUGAAAUUUGGAAAAGUAUAUUUAACGUUCUUUGGGUAACUCUCAAAGCUUUACUCAGCCACGGUUACUGUUUAUCGUUUAACUAAUAUAUACCAAGAUUCAUCGCAUUCUCUAGAAAAAUAUUUAUAAGAACUCGGUCAUGUCCAGAACUUGGAUAGUAACAAUGUAGUUAUUGCUUUCUUGCCACAAACAUUUGAAAGAUCUCGGUCAUUCAACAUUUCCAGACGAGUUUCGCAGAACACAAUAUAACUAAUCUGAGUGACUGCUUUCCCGCUUAAAACACUUGAAAGAACUCUGGGAUGUAGCAUUUGCAGACACAUUUGUCAGAGGGCGUGGCUAGACUAGAACUUAACCUCAUCUGCUGAAAGCAGCUAUUUAGAUCAACUGGCUAGAAUCAAACGAUGCGGCUUUAUACUAAACUGGUUGUCAAAAUUGAUAAAAUUACUCAGCAAAUAACCUUAUAAUCAACGGAAAUUAACCUAGAACUAUAAAUUAAAUUUCCUCAAUGGAUAAUAAUUAUUGUAAUGUGAUUUUGAUGUUCAUGUGUAUAAUAUUUUCUUACUUUGAAGUCUAAAGAACCUCAAAGGCUGUCACUCAAGAAUGCAUCCGAGGGUUAUAUUGGUAAACUUCAGCUGUUGAGAUCUGGCAAAGCCAGGUAUGAGGAAAGAAAAUGUACCAUUUCGUCUCUGUAUCAUUUAUGCCUUUCAUAUACACCAUUCAUCUCCUAAAUCUUUUGCGCACCGUCAUUGAGGAAAAGUAAGCGGGCGCCGAUGACAUGCCUAUACAAAGUUAUGGUCGAACAAUAUCACUCCUGAAAAGAGUCUCUUGUGGCCAAGCUUGGAAGCAUCAGCAGACAUAUGACCAACCUUCCAACCCCUCCUUUUAAGAAAACAAAGCAAACUCAACAGAACUAAAGAAAUCGAGUCUAGAGAUAUGAUAAGUUGGUAAGGUUAAAUCAAUUAAACAUGAUGAGCUGGGAAAGCUGAUCAAAGUAGUGUAACGGAUAAAUGAGAAAAACAUAAACAUCCCUGGUGUGCACUGCCAGAAUGGGAGCUGUAACUGUAACGCAAAAAAUGUUUAAAAGAAUCGAAAAACAUUCAACAGUAAAAAUUUGCCGUUGUAGAUUGCUUUUGGGGGAUGUGGCUCUCGAUGUAACCAUGGGAACACCAUGUGGAUUUUUACAGGUAUGCUCUUUACUUUCUCUACUAAACAAACUUUGCAUAUUGUGACGUUUAAGUGCAUGUAGUGUUUUGGAGAAAAUGCACAGGAGUGAAACCACCUUAGAAUUAAAUUAGAGUGAUCACACAAGACCUCUUGUUAAAUUGUUAUAUGAGACUUUGUCGUGAGGUAUAGUAACAGGUUUUACAGGUCAAGUACCUACUGGGAUAUUAUUUGUAAGGAGAGGUGAACCCCUAUAGAGAUUGGUCAACAUUCUAAGGGCUCCAUAUCAAUUUCCAUCACAAAAGAAAGAUCAAAAACAGACCAAAAGAAGAAAGAAACCAACAAACCCAUGAUUCAUCAACCUAACAAAUCUGACUGUAUUUUUUACUUAGGACGUUGUCGCUGUUCACACGGAAGACGACAGGUCAGAGAUGGUGUGCCUAGGACAUACAAAUCAUCGCCUGAUAUGCACUCCAGACUUUGAGCAUCUUUUGUCAGCAUCCUGACUGUGCCCCAUGGGUAAUGAGAAUGUCUACCCAAGUGUUAAGUUUCCUGUCGGCGAUGGGUUUAUUAUAUCCACCGUCGGAUAGAAGAAAAGACGUUUUUUUCUUCUGAUGGGGAGAAUUUUUGUGAAAUUAGACGUCUUUUUGAACCACUCUCUUAUGGGGAAUGGCUCUGGUCUUGGUCCGGCCCACCCAAUACCAUUUUUUUGCUAAAUACGCCCACGUAUCUUAAAAUACAUUGUACCAAUUCAAUAGUAAAGAAAAAAGGCGACAACCGCAGCAACAACAACAGCGGAUUAAAAGAAUAAAGAAAGGAU
Molecule: messenger RNA, 7518 nt
Organism: Pocillopora meandrina
Lineage: Eukaryota; Metazoa; Cnidaria; Anthozoa; Scleractinia; Pocilloporidae
Source: the annotation of a GenBank genome assembly